Saccoglossus kowalevskii is the source of this 2654-nucleotide messenger RNA. RefSeq lists its product as uncharacterized. Gene Ontology annotation, molecular function: protein binding; calcium ion binding. Lineage: Eukaryota; Metazoa; Hemichordata; Enteropneusta; Harrimaniidae. Gene Ontology annotation, biological process: cell-matrix adhesion. The record is from RefSeq and is a predicted model, not a curated record.
UUUCACGUAAGAGAAUUUGUACUAUGGACAACAUGAAAACAGUCUUGGUACUUUCAGCCAUGGUAUGUGUACAGUUACACUCUAGUUGGGGAAUAUCGUGUCCUACACCAAACAGCUGCGACGUAAACUACGGUACCUGUGAACUUGUUGAUGACUUUGAAGUAUGCAGUUGUUAUUCUGGUUUCGCAUUGGACGAGGAUGGCGUGACGUGCAGUGACAUUGACGAGUGUGCCCUUGGAAUCUCUGGAUGCGAACAUAACUGUCACAAUACUAUUGGUGGAGCCGAAUGUUCUUGUAAUGAGGGGUUCACUAUCAGGAGCCCACGAACACCUUUCUUGUGUAAAGACAUAGAUGAAUGCAUGACUGAUAAUGGCGGAUGUCAGACCACCUGUAACAACACAGAAGGCAGUUUCAUUUGUUCGUGUGAUAGAGGCUAUGAAUUGUGGGUAGACGGUAAGCAAUGUGAUGUGGAAGCGCCACAGUUUCGUCACUGUCCUGCCGACGUAUUGGUAUACGUCGACGGAGAAACUCGGUAUGUGAAGGUGGAAUGGACAGAACCAAGGGUGAGUGAUAACUCUAGACAUGUAACGGUGACUUCAACGCAUACUUCCGGCGACUUAUUUCCAUUAGGAGAGGCGACUAAAGUCAUGUAUCAGGCCACAGAUCGUGCACGCAAUGCUGCUAGGUGUCAUUUCAACGUUCUUGUACACUUAUCACCAGAUGGAAAAUGUGAAAUAGAAGAUGGUUUAUUCGCCCACAUGAGACAUUGCCACAAAUAUAUAAUCGUUGACGUGGAGAAAAAGUACAAUGACGCAGAACGUUUCUGUGGUAAAUACUUUGUGAAUGGAGAGCUGGCCAUAAUACAUAACGCUGAUACAAAUGACUUGCUGACAAAUUACCUAGAUCAGAUGCAAUCCGACGGAACACUAGACGCGAACGGUUUCUGGUUUGGUGGUGCUUAUAGUAUGAGUAUGACUAGCGGUAUUGCAAAACGACGGGCUCUACAAUCGUCAGUAUGCUACAGCAAUUGGAAAACAUUCAGAUUUUCUGGUUCCAGCAGCGAAGAGAGAAGCGGUUCAGACUCCGGUCACCACAGCGCAUGUACGCAAUUAUGGUCAGUUACGGAACCACAGUGGGAAAAUAUUAAGUGUAGUCACAAGAAUGGAUUUAUUUGUGGAUAUGUAGAAGAUAUCGCCAUGAAGUGUUCUCACAGAUCGGUGAUCAGUUUCCUGGCGUCUAUUUUCUUACUUGGUUUGGCACAAGGCUCUAAAAACGACGGCCAUAAUGUGCGAAAAAGAAAUGCUUGUGUCUGCGAUCCAGAUUUAACAAACCUUGGUCCUGGAGCAACUGGCCCGAUUAGUUCACCAGGUUGGCCAAAUAAUUAUCCAGACAACUGUGAUUGUACAACUACUAUUCAAGCACUUCCUGGUAACGUUAUUGAGAUACAGUUCCACUCAUUCGAUGUACAAUAUAAUUCAAUACUGUGCGGAUCCGAUUCGGUCAAGCUUUUCGAUCCAAUGUACCGGAGUAACCCUCUGUGGACAGUACUCGCCAUUGUGGACGUCAACGGAAGACAUGUGAUCGUUAGCUUCCACAGUGACGAUACACUGCUUUUCAAAUUUGGUGAUCAACUCGACCAACUGGUGCCGUCCAAUGACGAUGCUACAAGUCUUGUACCGCUAUCUAAUACGUUUCAUUUCAUGGGACAGGAUUACCAGCAGUUAUGGGUGAACGACAACGGUAUCAUCACGUUUCACACAGCACCAGCCACAUCAUUUGAUCCGAAACCAUUCCCAAUCGCACAACGACCUAUGAUUGCUGGCAUAUGGGCUGAUGUAGAAAAAGCGCAUGGUGGUAAGUUAUAUUACCGAGAAACCACAGAACAAAGCGUGCUGGACCAUGCCACUGACGUCCUAAGGGAAUGGAACUUCGGAUUUGCCCUAAAUGUUGAGUUUGCGUUCGUUGCCACGUGGUAUGAAAACGGAUUUUUCGGUUCCAAUGCAGCUACGAGGAAUAAGAGAAACACUUUUCAAAUUGUACUUGCUAUGGGGAAUGACGGCUGUGGUUACGUUAUUUUCAACUACGUGAAAGUCAAAUGGUUCAGUAGUGGAACUCUGGCCGGGUACGAUGCUGGUAGUGGAGCUCCGGGCACAUUCGUUGUAAUCGAUGACUCAGACACUCCUGCUGUUGUCGAUAUCACCUCAGAUUCAAAUGGAAACAGGGAGGGACGUUUUGUUUACAAAACAUGCUCCAGCUUUGUCAGUGCUUGUGACACGCUCAAUGGAGGUUGUGAACAACUGUGCGAAACCCAGGGCGUCACUGUUACGUGUUCGUGUGUUGAAGGGUACGAACUUGAUGCCGACGAGCAAUCCUGUAACAACGUUAAUGAAUGUAACACCGACAAUGGUGGAUGUGAGGUCACGUGCUCCGAUACCAUUGGUUCAUUUCAGUGUUCUUGUGACGAUGGGUUCGUGCUUAACUCGAAUGGCUUUCUUGCGAUGAUGUUAAUGAGUGUAACGAGGGAACCGACGACUGCCAGCAAGUAUGUGUCAACACAUUUGGGUCAUUCCAGUGCGCCUGCAACGCCGGCUAUACAAAGAACGACGACGGGAAAACGUGUGAUGGUAAGACGUGAUGACAACACAUCUAGAUAG